Molecule: messenger RNA, 1178 nt
Organism: Quercus lobata
Lineage: Eukaryota; Viridiplantae; Streptophyta; Magnoliopsida; Fagales; Fagaceae
Product: flavonol 3-sulfotransferase-like
Exons: 2
Coding region: 350-1102 (250 amino acids)
Molecular function (GO): sulfotransferase activity
Source: RefSeq, a predicted model, not a curated record
AUACAUUUCCAAUAUAUUUCGAGCUAGCUAUAUUUUCAACCAAUGGAAUCCUCCUCUUCCAAAAUGAGCCAUGCUCCAAAAAGUAAUGAGAGAGAAGAGUAUCGGUCUGAUUCAGAAGUCGAUAACAAACUCAAAGAGAUCAUGUCAAGCGUCCCAGGAAAAAAGGGUGUUACCGUGACUGAUCUUUACCAAUAUGAAGGUUUUUGGUGCCCUUUAGCCCGGUUAGAAGGGACGUUACGGGCUCAAAAAUAUUUCAAGCCUCAACCCAACCAGGUGAUCUUGAGCAGUUUUCCAAAAUCUGGCACAACUUGGCUUAAGGCUUUGAUCUUUGCCAUUAUGACACAUUCCCAUGUUAGUGAGUCUACUAACCCUUUGCUCACAAGAUUAUCACAUGAGUGUGUUGCCCUUCAUUGAGUUUGAUUUUCGCUCAAGCUCACCAAAAUUGAAUCUAGAUGUUCCACUUGUGGCUACACACAUAUCCUAUACUUCCCUGCCAAAAUCUAUUAUAAAUUCUGGUUGUAAAAUUGUUUACUUAUGCAGGAAUCCAAAGGAUGUACUUGUGUCUACAUGGCACUUUAUUCGCAAGGUACUAGUUAAUGAGGAAGUCUCAGCCGUGGAAGAUAUUCCUUUGGAGGAUGCAUUUGAGUUCUUUUGUCAAGGAUUAUCUAUUUGUGGACCAUAUUGGGAUCAUUUAUUAGGGUAUUGGAGAGCAAGCUCUGAAUCACCAGAGAGGAUACUGUUUUUAAAGUAUGAAGAUUUGAAGAAUGAAACUGGAUAUUGGAUAAAGAAAAUUGCCCAAUUCAUAGGUUACCCUUUCUCUUUAGAGGCAGAAGAUAAAGGUGUGGUGCAAAAUAUUAUAGACCUAUGCAGUUUUGAGAACAUGUCUAGUUUGGAGGUAAGUAAAAAUGGAAUGAUAUGGUUGGAGAAAAAUGGAGUCAAAACGAUGGAGAUUAAAAACAAUACAUUUUUUAGGAAAGGAAAGGUUGGAGAUUGGAAGAAUCAUCUCACACAUGAAAUGAAAAUGCAACUUGAUCAAAUAUUUGAGCAAAAGCUAACUGGUUCGGGUUUGACAUUCAACGUCCCACUCCCAUCUAGUAGAUGAGCAAUGCCACUUCCAUCACAAUCCGGCGACUAAAUACAUUCUAGCAACAAGGCUGUUUCUAUUUUGUUUUCAUUAA